AUGAUGGAAGCCCUGGACGGAGCUGACCUCUGCUUUCCACGACUGAACUCCUCCUGCAAAAAGCCCACACAGCCGCACACCGAGGCCAUGCUGAUUUAUGUUCUGCUUUCCACCAUUUCUCUUAUCACUGUGGCUCUUAACCUGCUGGUCAUCAUCUCCAUCGCCCACUUCAGGCAGCUCCACACUCCCACCAACCUCCUUCUCCUCUCUCUGGCUGUCUCAGACCUUCUUGUGGGCUUCGUGCUGAUGCCCGUUGAAAUCAUCUACAUAGAGGCAUGCUGGUUUCUCGGCGACAUUCUGUGCACUCUGUAUUACGUUGUAGACUACGUCAUCACCUCUGCCUCAGUGGCCAACAUGGUGCUCAUAUCAGCCGACCGCUACAUUGCUAUUUGUGACCCUCUGCGUUACCCCACCAAAGUCACUAAGACAAAAGUACAAAUCAGUGUGUGUUUGUGCUGGCUUUGCUCUGUUUUCUAUAGGAUUCUCCUCUUACAUGAUCACCUGCAACAACCAGGCAGGUCUAACUCCUGUUUUGGAGAGUGUGUGGUUGUCAUCAACAACACUGCGGGGGUUGUCGACCUUGUUUUCACCUUUAUUAUACCCAUUACUCUCAUUAUAGUUCUGUAUUUGAGAGUGUUUGUGGUGGCUGUGUCUCAGGCUCGAGCCAUGCGCUCGCACAUUGCAGCAACCCAACGUUCAGGGACUGUAACUGUGAAGAAAAUGGAAAUGAAGGCAGCCAGGGCUCUUGGCAUUGUUGUGGUUGUGUUUCUGGUUUGUUUCUGUCCGUACUACUUCCCCGCUCUGGCAGGCGAAGACACUUCAAUCGAUGCUUCAUCUGUAGCCUUUGAGCUCUGGCUGGCGCAUUUUAACUCCUGUUUGAACCCUGUUAUCUACGCUUUUUUCUACCCCUGGUUCAGAAAAUGUAUAAAACUCAUUCUGACACUUCAGAUACUGAAGCCUGGCUCCCGUGAUACUAAACUACUAUAG
Molecule: messenger RNA, 987 nt
Organism: Seriola aureovittata
Lineage: Eukaryota; Metazoa; Chordata; Actinopteri; Carangiformes; Carangidae
Product: trace amine-associated receptor 13c-like
Exons: 2
Coding region: 1-987 (328 amino acids)
Biological process (GO): G protein-coupled receptor signaling pathway
Cellular component (GO): membrane
Molecular function (GO): trace-amine receptor activity
Source: RefSeq, a predicted model, not a curated record